Linum trigynum is the source of this 1761-nucleotide messenger RNA. Lineage: Eukaryota; Viridiplantae; Streptophyta; Magnoliopsida; Malpighiales; Linaceae. The record is from the annotation of a GenBank genome assembly.
GCCCGAGAUUCCUCUUUCCAAAACUCAUACCCAAAUCCAAGCAGGGUGUGGGAUUCUGGUAGACAAUCCACAGACCAUAAAUGGCUUCAGAAGGAGAAGAAACUAGCCUGACUUAUAGAUCCAUGAGAAACAUGUCGGCAGUAGCAAGAAAUAUCCUAUGAACCAUCAAAUCAUAAUUUCGAAAUUGUUCCACAUCAACUUCAGACUAUGAUGCUUUGAUUCCCCCAUGUUCUUUCUCUCAACUGGAGGGUUUCUGUUAAGCUCAUUAAAGUCCCUCCAAACAAACAGUUCCCUUCUGAGGAUAUUCCCAUUUCAGCCAAUUGUUUGUCAAAGUUUAGCUAGUUUUCUGCCUCUUUUGCUGGUCCAAACAAACCACACUAAUUUUUUGUAGUGCUCCCACUUACUCUAUCACUUUCUUUUCCUUGUUGUCCCUUCCUCCAUCACUCUUUUUCCUAACUAACAAAGCCUGAAAAGAAGCAACCAUCUGGGGAAAAAAAGAAGAAGGAAAAAGACAGUAAACACAUUAUACUACUACUGCUAAAUGAUUUGCUUAUAAUAAAGUCCACAACUUUACCCCAAACCCAUCUCAAAUUUUCAUCAACAGAUGAAGGGUAGUGGCAGAAGAGGAAGUUUCAUGGCAGUGGAGAUUCUGCUGGUUUUCCUGGUUUUCAUGGCUGCUAAUGCAAUCACUGGUGAGGCAGUCUUUGGAAUUGACAUGAAUCCAUGCACGCUCACAACCUGCACAGAAGCCUGCAAGAAUGUUAUGGGGGAGAAGUUUGACAGUGCCUCCUGCUACCAAGGGAUCAUAUGUAUGUGCUUUGGUUGAUGGGUUUUCAGGGAGAUUCUCCAAGUCCAAAUGUUAUCAUAUAUGUAUGUAUAUAAAAAGUUUGGUUCUUUAAAGUAAAGGGUAAAGCUUUAGAUAUUUCUUAGCCUCUUUCUCUAUAUGUUUGGUGUGUUGUGAAUGAUGAAACUUGUACUGAGAAGAAUCUUCUCAGAGUUUCACCAGGUAAACAUAUAAAUAUGCUUUCAUGGUGGAUCUAAGAGGUCAAACUGCAUGAUGUAUGAUGUACAGACUUUGAACCUGCAAUAUAUAACAUGAGGUAAAUGUUGUCCCUUUUAGAUUCUAUCUUCCCCUCACCUUUCCCCAAUCCAUGUAUUUGCCCUUCUGAGAGACUAGAGAGAAUGAAGAGUGAACAAAAAGAGAUGAGAUUACAACUGAAAACCCACCCUUUUUUUCUGGUUUCGUUUGUAUCCAAUAAUCCACCCAUUUGAAGAAGGAUCAUUUUCUGUUCCUGAUCAAAGUUGUCUGCUUUCUUCAGUUUCCAUUCCAUAGCUGAAGAAAAAGAAGAUCAAAGAGCUGAAAUUCUUGUUAUUGAGCCACAUGACAGCAGAAAUCAAGGAAUGAAAGAAGGGGAGUAGGAAAAAAUGAAGCCCAACUUGCUAUAAUUGGACAACUAGGCUAACAUUCAAAUGGGUAGAAGAUAAAGGCACAAAUUUUGAUCAAGAGAAGGAAUCGGAAGAGGGGUUUCUUCUGUGAAUUGGUUAUACCUCUAACUCAAAAGAGAUUUUUUUUUGCUUUUGUUCCCAUAACCUUGUACUGAAGGUCCUAAAUUGUUACCUUGUAUGUUUAAUGCCACUUUCCUUUCCUCCACACACAUAGCUAAUACCAGAAGAGAAGGAAUUCCAACUCUUUCAUCAAUGGAGUACUGCAAUAAUAAACUACCAUUCUAUCUUCAAACCAAGUAAAGUUAACAAGUUAAU